Molecule: messenger RNA, 4761 nt
Organism: Echinostoma caproni
Lineage: Eukaryota; Metazoa; Platyhelminthes; Trematoda; Plagiorchiida; Echinostomatidae
Source: the annotation of a GenBank genome assembly
GGUUUACCCGGUGCACCUGGCCCUCAAGGUGAUCCCGGUCUUCGUGGUUUGCCUGGUCCAAAAGGUUUCAAAGGGGUCCGGGGUUUGCAAGGUAUCAAGGGUCGUCCUGCUCCAGCAAUCACAAUCCAAGGACAAAAAGGUGAACAGGGAGAACAGGGUCCCCGUGGUCCCGAUGGAUAUCCUUGUCCAAUGGACGUGGACUCCUUAGUUGGUCCCACCGGUUUGCCUGGACCGACGGGCUACAAAGGAUUAAAAGGUGACGCUGGGCCACACGGUGAAAUCGGUCUUCCGGGUGUGGAUGGUCCUCCAGGAUUACGCGGAGAAAAAGGCUUGCCGGGUAGGCAUGGUGAUCGAGGUCGACCAGGUGACUCAGGAAUGCCAGGCCUGCCCGGAGAACCGGGUUCUCGUGGUCUCGAUGGAGAACCUGGACGCAUUGGAGAUAUCGGUAUCAAGGGAGACCAAGGUCCACCGGGAGUGGAUGGGGUUCCUGGUUUCCGCGGCCCAAAGGGAAAACCUGGUGGUGCAAAAUUCUGCGCCGGUCCAAAAGGCAUACGUGGUGAACCCGGAUUACCGGGGCCAAUGGGAAACCCAGGCGACGCCGGGCGUCAAGGUCGAUUUGGUAUUCCCGGAGAGAAGGGUUCAAUGGGACCAGUCGGUCGUCCCGGUUUACCUGGUCGUCAUUGCACAGAAGGGCAACCUGGAUUGCCUGGUCCAAAGGGAGAAAUCGGUAUUUCUGGUAUACCCGGUGAACCGGGACUUCAAGGUGAGCCUGGACGCGAUGGACCACGAGGUUUGCCUGGUGAUACGUCGGACCAGGCCUUGCCGGGAACACCGGGACGUCCCGGAUCUCCCGGUUCAUUUGGACGCAAAGGUGAACCUGGAGAUCCCGGAGAUGUGGGCCCGAAAGGAUAUCGAGGUACAGGAGAUCGAGGGCCAGCUGGACCACGCGGACCACCCGGUGAUGACGGUGACUCAGGCAUGCCGGGUUCACCUGGUUUACCCGGUGUACGAGGUCCAAAAGGUCGAAGCAUUAUCACUUGUACCAAGUGCGAGGAUGGACGCCCAGGAUUGCCAGGCGAUAGUGGAGAAAUGGGCGAAGCUGGAUUCUCCGGGCAACCGGGUACCAACGGUCCGGAUGGCGACACUGGUUGGGAUGGUGAUCCGGGCCGUGAUGGGCAACCAGGUAUGCCCGGGAAAAAGGGUCAACCUGGGCUUCCAGGGUCGUUUGGAGUGAAAGGAGACCGCGGAGAACGAGGAGUGAUCACUUAUGUUCAGGAAAAGAUACUGCCCGGGGAUGCAGGAGAACCGGGCUACCCAGGAGCCAAAGGCGAACCAGGUGAACGCGGAUUUCCGGGAUCAUUUGGAAUCCAAGGCUCGAUUGGAGUGCCGGGUCGCAGGGGAUUGCCUGGUCAGAAUGGUAUUCCGGGCAUGCCCGGUGAGAAAGGAGAUGACGGAAUCCCAGGUGCACCGGGUGAAGACGGACGUGGAAUUGACGGACUACCCGGAGAUCCGGGUGAUCAGGGUUAUCCUGGACGGAAAGGAUUCCCCGGUAGACCUGGAGACAAAGGUUACUGUGGUUACAUUCCACACCAAAUAGCUAAAGGCCAACCGGGAGAAUAUGGAUUCCGAGGCGAUCCAGGAGCACCGGGCGAACAAGGCGACCCCGGUAAUCAAGGACUUAAAGGUGCCAAUGGAUUGCCUGGAAUACGUGGCUCACCCGGAGAAAAUGGAACCUACGGUUAUCCAGGCAUUAAAGGAGAUCGCGGUAGACCAGGUUCCAUGGGUAUUGAUGGAUUCCCCGGAUCGAUUGGUAUUCCGGGACGUGAGGGUAUUAUCGGUGACCCGGGUUCUCCCGGUCCUUCUGGGUUGCCAGGAAUGCGCGGACCACCGGGAGAUCCAGGUGAUGCUGGAAGAGGAGCUUUCCUAAGCCCCGGAGAGAAAGGUUUCCCCGGUUCCCCAGGUGUACCUGGCCUACCGGGUGAUAUGGGCUAUCCAGGCUUGAAAGGACUCCCUGGACGUGCAGGAAAACCUGGGAAUAAUGGACCGUUUGGACCACGAGGUUUCCCCGGACCAAAGGGAUCCAGAGGUCGUCGUGGUAUGCCUAGUUCCAAUAUGGUGCCUGGAGAACCGGGAGUUAAAGGGAACCGUGGAUAUCCUGGCACUUGGGGUCGAAAGGGUGAAAUGGGUCAGCCUGGUGUAUGUCGUUAUAAAGGAAUGCCCGGUGACCCAGGACCAAUGGGCUUGCCAGGAUAUCGUGGUUUGCCUGGAGAUGCCGGUCUACCAGGCGAUCGUGGAGAUCCAGGUUUGGAUGGGUUGUCCGUUUUCAAUGGGCCAAAAGGAGAUCGUGGAGUGGAUGGAUUUCCCGGUCGCAUGGGUCCUCCCGGACCGAAAGGGACAGCGGGUUGGCCUGGUUCACAGGGAGCCAAAGGAAGUCCGGGCAGCUUCGGUGCACCAGGAGAUCCAGGCCUACGUGGCAAACCUGGUAUCCCGGGUCAACGGGGUAUGCCAGGUGACCGCGGUAUGGAUGCCCAAGUCUCAGUCGGUUUCGGCGGUAGUCCUGGUCCCAUGGGUGUACCAGGUUUACCGGGGUCCAAAGGUGUACGAGGCUUGAUUGGGAAAGAGGGCAAACAGGGGGAUCCCGGUCGAGAUGGAUUUGGUCCAAAAGGUCAACAAGGGCGACCAGGAAUUCCCGGACCACGGGCAGAACCAGGAAUUCCAGGAAGGCAGGGCAGCUUUGGACCAAAGGGAUUCCCAGGAAUGCCUGGACGGAUGGGACAGAAGGGUGAUCCUGGACCUCGAGGUCCGGACGGUAUGGAAGGACCAGAUGGCAUUCCUGGUGCCAAAGGUCAACCGGGAAAAGCUGGUGAAUAUGGUGAUGUAGGUCCCAAGGGUGAUUGGGGCCCUCGAGGAGAUCCGGGUCUUCCAUCAUCCACGGUUCCUGGGCGUCCUGGCAGAAAGGGAUUCCCUGGUAUGCAAGGAUAUCCUGGAUCCUUGGGAAUGCCCGGUGACAAAGGAUUUCCAGGUCCACUUGGUUCCCCUGGUGAACCGGGCUAUCCGGGUAUGCGUGGCCCGAUCGGACAACCUGGACUGCCAGGUAUGCAGGGCUCUCCGGGGUACGCUGGAAAUCGUGGUUUACCCGGUCAGCCAGGAGCACGUGGAGAACCAGGCAUUCCAGGAAGCAGAGGCUUCCCUGGUCGAAAAGGCUUUCAAGGUCCAAAAGGAGAUCGUGGAAUCUCUCCUUCUUGCCCCGUUGGAUCUCCUGGACAACCAGGGCCGAUGGGUCGCCCAGGAAUGCUCGGUCCUGAUGGAAUGAAGGGAGUUCCAGGAUCUUUGGGAAUGCCUGGGCCGAAAGGUCCACGAGGAUAUCCAGGAGAAGGAAUCAUGGGAGAGAAAGGUUUACCGGGUAGCCCAGGCAUGGACGGACAACCAGGUCCCCGUGGAGAUCGUGGGCCUCAAGGUCGCAUGAGUCCACCUGGGGCUCCUGGUCCAGUUGGAGACCCAGGAUACCCGGGACCAGCCGGUCUGCCUGGAGAUCGUGGCUAUCCGGGUUCGAUUGGACCGAAAGGUUUGCCUGGACAAACAGGUCAGCGUGGUAUGCCUGGACGCCCGGGACCGGAUGGUCGUCCAGGAUCGGAUGGUCUUCGUGGUCGGGAUGGAGAUCGUGGAUCUGUCGGGCCAAUGGGGGCGCCUGGUGCUCCAGGCCCACGUGGUCAACCAGGUCUCACUGGACGUAAAGGAGAAUCGGGAUACGCCAGGGUCGCCCAGAAAGGUGUGCGUGGUGAACCAGGUGAUCGUGGUGAACGGGGUGAAGUUGGUCUCGACGGGCUGUCAGGUCAACCGGGCAAGCCAGGAGAUGUAGGUGAGAAGGGCAUGAAGGGCCUUCCCAAUCCACGACCCGGGUCAGUUGGACCACCCGGGGAUCGGGGAAUGCGAGGGGAGCCAGGUUACGGCGGUCCAAAGGGAUAUCCGGGUGAGAAAGGUUAUCGUGGACCGGCUGGACCGAACGGGACCAUUGGACUUGGUGAUGCCGGCUAUUUGUUCACAGUUCACUCGCAGGAUUCCAGGCCUCCACAGUGCCCAAUCUAUACAACACCUUUGUAUACCGGAUUCAGUUUGGUUACUUUACAAGGCGAUGAUGACUCAAUGACCAUGGAUUUAGGUACGCCUGGUUCUUGUUUGCGCAAGUUCUCCGUCAUGCCAUUUGCAAGCUGUUUUGCCAAAACCACUGGAAACUGUCAUGUGAACAUGCGAAAUGGACGGUCUUAUUGGUUAUCGACCUUGGAACAAUACAUGAUGAGCCCAACAAAAGUUGAUCACGUGGAACCCUAUAUUUCACGGAGCACGUAUUUUGUACCGGUGCAUUCCAGCUGUGUUGUCUGUCAGUCGCGAACUACUCUGGUAUCGUUCCACUCGCAAAAACAGGACGCGAUCCAAGGCUGCCCCAGCGGUUGGGAAAACGCAUGGAAUGGUUUCAGUUUUCCAAUGAUGGUUGGACCUUCUUCUAGCGGUGGUAUUCAACCCUUGGAAUCACCUGGAAGUUGUUUGCAACACUUCCGAGCACUUCCAUUUAUCGAAUGUAAUAACCACGAUGGAAACUGUUUCCAUUGGCAAGAUGGACGAUCCUACUGGUUGACCAGUAUCCAACCGAGGGACCAAUUUAUCAAACCUGUCGGUACUGCAUUCAAGUCCGAGACGGCAGUAUUGCAACACGUGAGCCGCUGUAGCGUGUGUCGUCGUUCCAUGGAAUCGUUGCUGCGUUGA